This is a messenger RNA of Striga asiatica, 501 nucleotides long. NCBI's taxonomy places the organism in Eukaryota, Viridiplantae, Streptophyta, Magnoliopsida, Lamiales, Orobanchaceae. The record is from the annotation of a GenBank genome assembly.
AUGUCUAAGAUUACUGAAAAUGUCGAUUGUUCUUGCGGGUAUAGAGUCGUGAGUCAAACUUCAUGGAAGUAUCCCAACUAUGGAAGAAGAUUUUUCUUCUGUUCUAACUGGAAUGUAGGGAAAGGAUGUAACUACUUUGAUUGGGCUGAGCCACCUAUGUGUCAUCGGUCUCAACAAAUUAUCCCAGGCUUACUGAACAGAGUGAAUGAAAAAAGAAAUGAAAUCAAAAUGAUGCAAGUGGAAAUUGAGAAGAUGCAAGUCGAAAUUACUAAGCUUUCUAAUUUGAUCGAAAAAAACAAGAUUCUGAAAGCACAAGUCAACAAUUUGAAAAAAGCGAAGAAAAGGUCAAAAAUGUAUUGUGUAUUGUUGUUGGUACUUCUUAUUUUCACUUUGUUGUUCUGCACUGGGGAUAGAAUGCCUCAAGGGACAUGCAUGAAAAUGUUGGUUUGAUGUGUAAUGCUAGUAGUUGUAGUACUUAUUUCAGGGUGUAAUGGCUGUAGU